Molecule: messenger RNA, 1681 nt
Organism: Mixia osmundae IAM 14324
Lineage: Eukaryota; Fungi; Basidiomycota; Mixiomycetes; Mixiales; Mixiaceae
Exons: 3
Coding region: 1-1380 (459 amino acids)
Molecular function (GO): hydrolase activity, acting on ester bonds
Source: RefSeq, a predicted model, not a curated record
AUGUGCGGCGAGCUUAGCGAGUCAGAAGAGGAGCUGUCAGCUGAGCAAGAGGCGCAUCUCGGGCGUAUAGUCGAUUGUCACGCACAUCCGCACGAUACCAAGCAUUUCGAUGCAGAGCAAGAUGGCGUGGACAAGCUCGUCUGCGCAAAGAUGGUCUGCAUGUCCAGCAAUCUGCACAACCAAGAGCUCACGGCCCGACUUGCGAGUCGACACCCUGAAAAGAUCGUACCUGCUUUUGGCCUCCAUCCUUGGUUCACACACGCCAUCGCCAUCGAGCCAUUUGCAGACAAGCUAGACCACUACACUCGACUAUGGCCUGGCACAGAUGACGAGCGUCACCCUGAGCUGACAGAGGAGCUCAUGCGGAACUUGCCCGAACCGCUCAUGCUGGACGAAUGGAUCAGAUCCCUGCGUGGCUAUCUGGACAGAUAUCCUACGGCUAUGGUCGGCGAAGUAGGCUUAGACCGUUCUGCUCGCGUGCCUUGCUUCGGCGGACACAUCGCUCCCGUCUCGUUACCGCCGACACGCGAAUGGCCAACUGGCCUGACGAAACUACGUACGCCCAUCGAACAUCAAAAGACCAUCUUGCUUGCCCAGCUGGAUAUUGCCAUCAUCUACCGACGCAACGUGUCCAUGCAUUCUGUAGCAGCACAAGGGGCAACACAAGACGUCCUCGCAGACCUGAAGAAGAAACACAAGACCCACCACGAUGACAUCGCCAUCGAUUUGCACUCGUAUGGUGGCAGCAAGGAAUCGGCCACGCAGAUUCAAAAGGCAUACAAGAAUGUCUGGUUCAGCUUUUCGAGUACGGUGAAUGCUCGCUCAGACAAGACAGAAGAGACCAUCGCUGCAGUAGCGAGGGAUAGAUUGCUCAUCGAAUCAGACUGGGCAUCUGCAAGGGGAUCAGAUAAGAAGCUGCACGAAGCACUGCUCAUGCUUCGAUCGGCUCACGAUCUCCAUGCCGACGCUGCUAUCGAGGGGCUCGAGCAAUCCUGGCAGCUCUUCCUGGACGGCAAUGAAGAGACAGGCGAGCGCUCAGGCCAGCUCAUCACUUUUGAUGACUUCUCCCGUAACGAGCACUCUGUCCAUUCUGAUCUCAACCGUCAGUACGAAGAGCUCAGAUCGCGCACGAAACUCACGCUUCUGAGCUGGACAACCGAGCUGGACAAGGUCCAAUCCACCGCACAGCAUGAAAAAGCCGCGAGCGAAGAAGGGACCUCUCAUCUUGAAAACGAUGGCGACUUGGCCAGCUCGAGAUUGAAGGUCAACGUGGGCCCUUCAGGACAGCAGUUGUACCAAGAUGGAUUAUCCAGCUCGCCCUUAGUCCUGCGCAUGUAUAUCAGUAGGGUAGAAAGCGUAGAUGUCAUGCUGACUCGAUGAUGAAGUUGUAUGCCAUGUGAUGAGCUCCAGCGGUAUAUUCAAACGGGGCGACUUCGACCAGAGGCAGAGUAGUCGGCGCCUACCUUCAGUAAGCAUUGUCGAACUGUUCAUGGACAGUACACACAACCACAUGCCAUGAGUCUGACUGCGCGUUGGUGCUCAGAAAGACAUGGAAGCCGAAAACUUAGGUCCUCAUGAGACCGAUAUUGCCGGGACACACCGCUGUCUGCAUUGUACAAUCGAUGCUCAAGAUCUCUUGUGGGCAUGCUUCGACUGACCGAUGAUGCGGCCCAUGACGUAC